CGCAGAGAACAAUUUGUGUUUGCACUACAAUAUGAGAGUUGUUAUCAGCUUGGACAAAGACGCACAUGUUUUAAUAACUCAUUUAUGUUCAUAGCAGUAAGAAGAAAGUUGCUAUCAUUUUGCAUACAAAGCCAGAAAGUUGCCGAAUGGGACUGCAACUUAACUAAAAGGGGAUUUUUCGCCAUGAACCUUGCAACAUGUCACUUCUGGAAUUUAACGACUGAUAGAUAUUGUGCAGUAAUUAAUAAUCACAAACCGUUCAUCACUUUUUCAAACAGUCGAGCCAUAAGUACUUUACUCGUGGCCCGACAAAACCAGCUUAUAUAUAUAUCAGUUCACUUCCUACACUUAACUUGGUGAGUAUGGUUGGAGAUGCUGUGCUUGCAGAAAAUUCCUUGUAUCGUUUCUCUUAUUCUUAUGUGGACAUUAUUUUGUUCCUGAUCAUGGUCAAUCUAAAAAUUUGACUUGAACAAUCGUAAGUUUCAGAGGAUCAUAGACUUCAUAUGUUUUACUGUAAAAGUUAUUCCUGUUUUAACAUUGGAAGUAAUAAUAAGUUGUGUUUUCAGAUGAUUAGUGCUUAGUGUUGUAUCACAUCAGAAGACAAGUCAAGGGCGAGUUCAUGCUCAAGCCGCUGAUUUUAAGUACGCAGCGGAUAAACCUGCUUUGCUGUUCAUCAAAGUUCACAACGUUCUGUUACUCAUUUGUUAUGACCAGUCCUGAAGAUCUCAGUAGUUCAGAAAUACAAGCUUUUAUCACCAAAGUUAAAAGUUUACCCGGUGGAACUAACAUUCAGCAGGAUGAAGCUGAAAAAGCCGCUCAUUUGUACCUCAGAGCUCGCAAGAGAGAUGUGGAACGUGCUGUGGAAUUGUACAAAGCUAACAAGCGAAUGCGCUAUACCGAAAAUGUAGAUUCAAUCGAUCCUUUAGAAGAUGGAGUUCGACGUGAACUUUUAUCUGGUAAAUUUACUGUAUUACCUACUCUUCCUGAUGACGAAAUGGAUGCAACUGUUGCUAUAUUUACAGCUUAUCGUCAUUGGCCUCCUUUAACUACGCAUAGAGAUACUUUAAAAGGUGUUUUAUAUCAGUUAGAUGCAGUAAUGAUGGAUGAACAGUCGCAAAGAAAAGGACUUGUGGUACUGUACGAUAUGCGUGAUACAAAAUAUUCCAAUUUCGAUUAUCAUCUUUGCAUCAAAUUGUUAAAUUUAUUCAAAGGUGUUUAUCCAGCUCGUCUGCGUAAAGUGAUUAUCAUUGAACCACCAUUUUGGUUUCGAGCUCCAUUCAAUGUACUGCGAUUAUUUGUUCGUGAAAAGAUGCGAGAUCGGAUAUAUUCUGUUGGUUAUGAUGAAUUAAAUGUACAUUUGCCAAAUUCCACAUUGAAACGUUUAUUUGGUCAAUUAACAUUAAAUCAACAUUUUGAUUGGUUAUUAAAUUGUUUUAAACGUACUGGUCAUUUUUCACGUAUGCCAACUGAUUAUUUUAAAUUGUCACAAUUAUCAUCAUUAAGACCAUCUGAUUCAAUUUAUUCAGCAUUACAUAAUCCUUUACUAGGCAAUGAAUUAAUUGUUCAACUUGAUUUAUACAAUAAUAAUUAUAAUCAUGAGAAUGUUGAUGAUAAUACUGACAAAAUUAUUACUAAUGGUAGUAUUAAUAGUAAGGGUAUUUCUCUGUCUUCUAUUCAUGGAUCAUUACGUGUUCCUGUGAAAAAUCGACGAUGUUCAGAUGAUUUUUUGCAUACAACUAUCAUAACAGCUUCGUCAUCAUCACCUAUAACGACAAUAUCCAGAUCAUCAUUUUCUUCCAUAGUUCAUGGAUCAACACAACCACAACAUUAUAAUACAAUAAAUGGAAGAAUUUCACCAUUAACACGGCCAAUAGGAGAUACUGUUGGUUUACAAACAUCACCAUUACCACGUCGUGGACUAUUGACUAAUAAUCGUAUGACUGAUUCAAUGUUUGAAACAUCUAUUAGUCAUAAUAAUAAAGGUUGUACAUCAUCUAUGUUUCCUAAUGAACGACGUGUAUUCUAUCGAUCUGAUCGUCAUCUUUCUCAUUCCAACUCAUUUAGACACAGAACUAAUAUAAUAACAACACUAGCUAAUAAUAUCAGCAGUGUUAGUAAUGGUUCAAUAUAUUCGACUCAUAAUUCUUCUUCUAAAGAUCAAUUAUAUGUUACUAAUCCUUUGUCGGAAACACGUUUGUCUGUAUCGGAAUUUAUCACCAGAGUGCAAAGUGUUGGUUCUAUUGGAUUAACUUUAGAAUUUGAUGCAUUAUUUAAAGAUAGUCCUGUGAAAGGUGCUUGUACACGUUUUGCACAAGCAUCAAAUAAACGUCGUAACCGUUAUCUAGAUGUUCCUUGUUUAGAUUCAACGGCUGUGGAACUAUCAGAUAAUACUUAUAUACAUGCAAAUUGGGUUGAUGGUUAUCAAUGUCCACGUGCAUAUAUAUUAGCUCAAGGUCCACUAGAGAAUACAAUACGUGAAUUUUGGAUGACUGUUUGGGAGCAUAAAGUCAUCACCAUUAUAAUGCUUACCAAAAUUGUCGAAGGUCAACGUCCUAAAUGUGCAUUGUAUUGGCCAACAAGAAAUUGUUCUUCCUCCUUGUCAAAAGACCAAUCUAUUCCGCGUAGUAGUAUUCAUCCAGUGGAUACAAAAAUCACCCCAACAAUCAGUGCUAGUUAUGGAGAAUUUCAAGUGACUAAUUGUGGUGAAUCUAUUGAAGCUGGUGGUUUAUACAAACGAAGUGUUUUAGAAGUGACAUGCAAAUCUUCAGUAAAUGAUGUCCAUAAAUUUACUACUCAUAUUGGUGUUAGUAGAUUAGAACGCAAUCGACAAAAAUCUAAAAUGAAUGUUCAGAAUUCUCUCAAGGAAUCCAAUGAUAAUAAUACUUUGUCAGAUAAUAAGUUAACAGUGUAUCAUUAUUUAUAUUUGGGUUGGCCGGAUUUCGAUGUUCCAGCGGAUUCCGAAGAAUUUUUGAAAUUUCUACUAACUGUUAAACAAAGUCAUAAAUCAAGAUCAAAAUUAUUAUUCUCAUCAUCACUGUCAUCUUCGUCAUCGUCGUCGUCAGUACCACCAACAACAACGUCAUCAGGAUCGUCAAAUCACAAAACAACUUCACAAUCCGAUUCUCUGUCCCCAUUACUGGUACAUUGUAGCGCUGGUAUUGGUCGUACAGGAACAUUUGUUACAACAGAUAUUUGUUUACAACAAGCACUAAAUGAAGGUUAUCUUGAUGUACCAGAUGUGAUUAAUCAAUUAAGAUGUCAACGUGCCGGAGCUGUACAAGUUGCUAAACAAUAUGCAUUUAUUCAUCAAGCACUUGUAUCACAAUUAUCAAAACAACAAAUCAAUAAGAAUGAUGGUAACCAUCACAAUAGUGGUGGUGGCGGGGAUAAUGAUGAUAUUACUGUACUGUAAAUAUUCACCCCUUCCCUAAAUCUACUCAUCUAUGAAACCUUCAUAUAUUUACUCAUUGUGAUAAAUCAAAGCAAGAUUAUUAUUAUUAUUGUUAUCAUUAUUAUUGUGCUUCUUUGUCGUCGUCUUUUUCUUAUAUGACCUACUAAUACCUCUCUCUUGUUGAUGUGUGCCUUUUUUUCGACUAUUUUUUUUUCUUUGAAAAAAUUGCUUCUCUAUUUUGUGUAGUUUGUAAUGUUUUAUCUUUGAACAGUUCAAUUUCUGUUUUGUCACUGUGUAUUUCUUUUGUGUAUGUUCACAUUUAUGCGUGCAUAUUUGUUUGUUUUUUUCACUGAGAGUUUUAUUAUUAUUAUUAUUACUAAUUAUUGUCUAUUUCCCAUUGAAAUUGUACACAGAAAUAUCACUGAUUUUUUUCUUUAAAUUUUUUGUUUUCUGUAUACAGUGCAUCUAUCUCAAUUUUCUCUCUCCUCCCCCCCCCACACACACAUUUCACAUAUACAUAGAGAUAAACUCAUCCACAAUGUUAAUCACAUUAGAUCUUUUUAUAUAAUUCGAUUAAAUCAUUGAAUGUGUAAAAUUUGACCAUGAUCACAACCACAUUAGUCAUUGUUUGAUAUAAUAAUCAUAAUAGACUAAUUUCUAAAUCCAUCUUCUUCACAUAUUGCUGGACUUCCACCACCACCACCAUCACUACAUCUAUCAUAUGCAAUUAAAUUUAAUAAUUUAAAUUAUUAUUUAAAAAAAUAAAAAUCAAUAAAUACACUUUGUAAAUAAAUACUUUUGUGUGUGUGUGUGUGUUAUUUAUUGAUUUUUCCCAAUAUUAAAUAAAAUCCAUAAAUAUGUAUAAUUAAUUAUCGCGCAUUCAACGAUCAAUAUUACAAUUAUUAUAGAUUAUUACUGUUUAAAUUAUUCUUUAUUUGCAUUUCCGUUAAAAAAAUUUUUUUAAUUAUUAAAAGAGUGCAUUCUAGUUUAUAAAUAAAAAAAACUGAGUCAUAACAUUUAAGUACAUUUGAUUUUAUUAAUUAUUAUUAGAUUGUAAUAAUGUACACUAUCUAUCCAUCCAUCCAUCUAUCUAUCUGUUUACCUACUUAUCUACCUAUAUUAAUGAUUUAUAAAUUGUAAAUAUAUAUAUAUAUAUAUAUUACAUCAUUUAUGUUUUAUAUUAUAAUGUAUUAUCAUUAUAAUGUUCUAUUUUCUUCUUCUUCUUCUUCUCUCAUUUAGUAUAUGUUCUCUAUACAUUUUGUUUGUUUGUUUGUUUUUAUAUUAUUUUUCUAUAUACUACUAUUAUCAUUUGAUGUGUAUUAUAUUCAAUGCAUCACUUAAUAGCUUUUGUUUAAAUGUUUCUUUUCUUCUCAUAUUCCCCACCUCCUGUUUAAAAAAACAAACAACUCGUAUAUACAUACAUACUGUACAGUUAAUUUAAUCGUUUACUGUAUGUUCUAGUUGAAUAUCUUCCAUUGAACAUAGAUAGUCUAGAUAUACAUAUAUGUGUUAUUGAAACUUCACACAUUUUGUUAAUAUCAAUGACAAUAAUACUGUUUCCAAGAUAUUUAUAUAUAUAUAUAUUACUUAAAUUUAUGAAUUGGAUAUUUAUCAUCACAUGUUAACAUCAACCACAGUAACAUUUAGGAAAAAAAAACAACAACCCAGAAAACACUCUACACCUAGUUCAUGCUAGUUUUAAAUUCCAAUAGCAUUGUUCACUAAAGAUUCAUUUCAUAAAUCAAUUAUACAAUAUCUUAAUUAUACUAUAUUUGUAUUACAAAUGUAUUUUCUUAAUUCAAUUAUUGUGAUGUAUAAAAUAGAUCAUGUUGGAAAAAAAAAUUAUAUCUUGUUUAUUCAUGGGGAAUUGUUUGUUACUUUCACUUUUUUAUAAUUCAAAAGAUAAAUAAAUCAUUGACUAUGUGGAA
Schistosoma rodhaini is the source of this 5319-nucleotide messenger RNA. NCBI's taxonomy places the organism in Eukaryota, Metazoa, Platyhelminthes, Trematoda, Strigeidida, Schistosomatidae. The record is from the annotation of a GenBank genome assembly.